Messenger RNA from Topomyia yanbarensis, 1711 nucleotides. RefSeq lists its product as uncharacterized. The record is from RefSeq and is a predicted model, not a curated record. The transcript has 2 exons. Bases 742 to 1689 code for a protein of 315 amino acids. Lineage: Eukaryota; Metazoa; Arthropoda; Insecta; Diptera; Culicidae.
GUCAAAAUGAGCAUAAACCUAAGAGAUCACCCGUGGUUGCUACUCCGUUAUUGACCAGAACCAAUAAAGAAUGCAAAACAUUCAUUGGGACAACAUGAUGAGCCAUAUGGUGCAAUCUAUAUCUAUCUGCAUACUGAUCAAUACCGACUCCGGCCAAGUCCGAAUGCAGAUCUUCUGAGAAAGGAAGGCAUGUUAGUCCGACGCAUGUCGCUGCUAGAGCCCGAGGAAUCAUCUGCAUCUUCACAUGUACCGCGGGAAUGGGAGAGUUGUUAGUAAGUGUGAUAAUAACGUCAUCGUGUAGUAAUAACGCUGGGCAGCCAGCUGCCGAGAAUUUGAGAAACCUAUUAUUUCUCGUUGUUGGAUACUGGGCGCCCUAUCCGAUCACUCGUAAAUGCACCACGAGGGUUUAGAUUGUCAGGUGCUGUCUCGGUUGACGUCCUACAAGCGGAAGCGGACAACUGUCAUCAUUCUCGUUGGAAACCAGAACGGAGUGGAGUUAAAACGUUUAAAUUGAUUACUACUAAACUACUAAAACUAAAUUGAUUAUAACCUAAAACUUACUUGCUACACUAAAUUUGUAAGUACAUAUUGUUGAAGAUUAAAACUUAUUGAACUAAUUAAAAUAUAUUAUAGCUUAAAGCUAUUCGCACAAAUUAACCUGGAUUUUAUUGCGAUUGCUAAAAAGAGUUAGUGUGCGGCAAACAUCAUUCGCCGUCCGGAACAUUCUUUAAGAAAUUUAACAUGCAAACCCAGGGCACGCCAGGCACACCAGCUGGAAACGGUGAAUGUAACUGUGUAGCGUGCAAUGAGCCCGAUUCGGCGGGAAACAUGGUGCAAUGUGACCAUUGUAAUAGUUGGUGGCAUAUGACGUGCGCCGGAGUAACCGACUCAAUCGCAGACCGACCGUGGACAUGUCGCAGAUGUUUGCCGGAAAUCGUAUCGAUUCAAUCGAACUCUACUGUCAGGAAGCUCCGUCUCGAUCUUAAGCUCAAGCAGCUGGAGGAGCAGCGAGCCGUAGAACAAAAGUUUGUAGAUGAAAAGUAUAAGCUUCUGAAUAGCCAUCUGGAAGAACCCGACGAGUCUGCCAGUCAACGUGGAAAGGUUUGUCGAGUGGAGAAAGUCGAGCAAGUUAAGCAGUGGUUGAAAUGCAGUGCAGAUCAGACCGAAAGCGCGGAUACAGCAGCUUCAUCGAUAUUGCCGAGUGAACCACGAAAGCGAGAAGAGCGACUAUGUGAUCUGACCCGCACACAACACGUUGAUGAUCAAAACCAGGUGGCGAAACUCCGUUUACCUGAACAGCUGGAACUCUUGGCGGAACAACUGCGUCAACAGCAAACCUUCGCUGGAGAACGACGUCGGUCAUUAGAAAUGCAUCCCGAACAGCAUAUGCAGCAGCCAGCACCCUCGUUAUGGAAAAUUUCACCAGAGUUUGUCAAUAGUUGUUUGCAGAUGAAAAAGCAAACUUCUAUGUCAGGUAACGAUCAAGGUAAUAGCAAAAAGCUUAUCUCAGGUAAAACUUACCAUCUCGGUCAGGAAAAUGAUCGCAAGUGUGAUGGGACUGAGUUCAUUAACCCCUUGUUUAAGCAAUUUGGGCCCAGCUCAACUAGUGGUCAAAAUGCAACACAAAAUUUAUUGCAAUACACCCCAACGCCAUCUCAAAUCGCGGCUAGACAAGUUAUGCCUCAGUGACCUACCGUCCUUCUCUGGCAGC